AAACGAAACGGAAGUGAAAGCGGGCUGUUGACGUAGCUUGAAUAUAGCCGCAAAUACCAAAGUCCAUGAUCUAGACGAGCUUUAUAAGAAAGUCUCCGCAAAUUUUGUGGUUACUAUUUUCUAAACUUUAUUUGAACAAUGGAUACUCUUUAUCAUCAAACCAACAGGCAAAUCCAUGAAGUUCAGUCCCAGAUGGGGCGACUGGAGGUGACUGAUCGCCAGUCAGUCCACUUGCUGGAGAAUGACUUGCAGGCGCGCGUCGAUCAGAUCUUCAGCCAGCUGGAACGCCUGGAGAUUCUAGCCAGCAAGGAGCCGCCCAGCCGCAGACAAAAUGCCAAAAUACGUGUGGACCAGCUGAAGUAUGAGGUGCAGCAUACGCAGAGGGCUCUGGAGAACUUCCAGCACAGACGCUACGCCCGCGAGGCCCAGGAGAGGGAGCGGGAGGAACUGAUGAACAGGAAAUACACCACCAACGAUGCAGACACGUCCAUCCCCAUAGACGAGACCCUUCAGCACAACACCAACCUGCACAACGCCCAUAAAGGCAUGGAUGACCUCAUUGGCAACGGCUACGGCAUCCUCGAAGGAUUGAAGGAGCAGCGUCACACACUCAAGGGCGCCCAUAAGAAGAUGAUCGAUGUGGCCAAUAUGCUGGGCCUGUCCAACACGGUGAUCCGGCUGAUUGAGAAGAGGGCGUCCCAGGACAAGUUCAUCAUGGUGGGAGGCAUGCUGCUCACCUGCGUCGUCAUGUUCCUGGUCAUCAAGUAUCUGGUCUGACCUCCUGACCCUUUGACCUUGAUGACAUUUGAUUGACCUUGAUUGGUUCUGACUGAUUGACUAACUGACCGACCGACAAACCAACCAAGGAACUAAGCACGAGUGAGUGUUUGUUUGUGUUUUAGGUAGUUGGUCGGUCGUGUCCCCAGGCCCCUGGUUAAAUGACCCGUAUCCUCUUUCAGAACCCAGAACAUGGAUUUCAACCUGUGGUUCAUUUGAGAGGGUAAAAAGAAAAUCUCCAAGCUACCACAUGAGCAGACGGUGGGAUUUUACAACAUUUGCUCUUAUUUUCAUCUAAUUUUCUCACCUGUUUUUUUUUUUCCUUAUCUCUGCCUCCACUGAUUUGUUUUUAACCUAAAUAGGAUAAAAGGCAGAGAUGCAUAAAUGGCCAGAAGUUCAGAAGUGCCCCCCCUGACAAACUGUGCGAGCACGAGCUGCCAAAUAUAGUAUAUGGUUACAUAUCAUGUUGUAAAUAGUAAACAGAACCCACCCCCCCAUACACACACACACACACACACACUCCACACAAAGCUGCCUCUCCUCACAUGGGCUGAGCCACCUGUCAUUCCUGUGAUGAAUGCCACAGGGACCGUCAAUUAAAAACAAUAAAACAUCCCAGAGUCUUAACUAAGGACCACACAACUCACCCUUUCAGCGUGUGCUACUAUCAGAACAUGUUCCGGUGUCAAUUAUACUGGACUUCUUUCUCUCUUGACUUGGGGUUCAUGAGGACUUAAGAGGGGGGAGGGGGUGUUUGUUGCCUUCAGGGGUGUAAGCUCCAUUCACCUGCUCUGCUGUCUGUGAUUGGCUGUCUGUGGCUCUGCUCCAUCCUCAAGGGGUCAUCUGUUCUGUUUAUAAUAAACAGUGGUCUGGCCAGCUCCACAAUGACUUUUAGUCAGACAGGGGAAGGAACAAUUUUGUGUGCAUGUUGGUGGUUGUGAUGGUGGGGGAAAGGACCUCAUGUUGGAAUUGAACCUCGGUCCCUGGAUGUAUGGUACGGCGCCUCACCUCCCCAAAAAUCUUUUGUUUUAUCUAACACCCACAAACAGUGACAAGAUUAUUAAAGGCCAUCAUUAAAGGACAACAUUGAUCACA
This is a messenger RNA of Engraulis encrasicolus (European anchovy), 1872 nucleotides long. RefSeq names its product golgi SNAP receptor complex member 2 (gene gosr2). Gene Ontology annotation, biological process: vesicle fusion; intra-Golgi vesicle-mediated transport. The record is from RefSeq and is a predicted model, not a curated record. The transcript has 6 exons. Bases 139 to 777 code for a protein of 212 amino acids. Lineage: Eukaryota; Metazoa; Chordata; Actinopteri; Clupeiformes; Engraulidae. Gene Ontology annotation, molecular function: SNAP receptor activity; SNARE binding. Gene Ontology annotation, cellular component: ER to Golgi transport vesicle membrane; Golgi apparatus; SNARE complex.